Messenger RNA from Puccinia graminis f. sp. tritici CRL 75-36-700-3, 2103 nucleotides. RefSeq lists its product as uncharacterized. The transcript is spliced from 6 exons. Bases 1 to 2103 code for a protein of 700 amino acids. The record is from RefSeq and is a predicted model, not a curated record. NCBI's taxonomy places the organism in Eukaryota, Fungi, Basidiomycota, Pucciniomycetes, Pucciniales, Pucciniaceae.
AUGAAGAGAAGACUUUGCUCAACGGAUGACGAGUCCUUCGACUCCUUCAAACGCCGUCACAUCGCACAUGCUAAAUCCGAAACAAAUUCAGCUGCACCGCAGUCGUCUAGAGGAUAUAGAAAGGACCUGCUCGGCUUGAAUGAUACCGAUCAAGUCGCCUCGGCUCAUUCUGGAGUUACUCAUCGCACUUGUGUUUUUGCGCAGGGCUCCUCGACAUCCACUCUUGGAAAAAAAGGCUGCCAAGCUCGAGCCGUCUCUUCUAAGUCAGGAUGGGAAGAACGGCUCGAGAAAGCUUUUGGGGCCAUCCACCCCGAUGAGUCCAACCCUGGAAAAAAACUGGUCUCUUCAUCACAUCGCGAACUAGAGCUGACGAGUAGUGACGGUAUUAGAAGUCCGGCACUUUCAAAGACGGACGUGGCAAAUUCCGAAAAACGCAAAACGUUCAUAAAUAAUCUCCAGUGUAUCAAACCUACACUCUUGGCACGCGACCAAUUGAAAAAUGGGCGUAGCAAACCCGAAUCGAGUUGCAUCAAGAAAAUCAAGCGACCCCCAUGGGAUAUUAACCCUCUUGGCUGGCGGAAUGAGCUGUUUCAACUGGAUGGGAAUGGCGAACGUAUGUCGCCUCGCAAUCAUAAGAAACGUUUAUCACCCCUAGAGCCCAUCAGUAGAAAUCAUAACGGAGACAAGAAGCGGUCUGACAAAAAGCCGAAAAAGCUGGUUCCGCUUUCUAACUUACUUAUCAGCGCCAAGGAGUAUUAUGAAUUGAGUAUCCUAACCCCUGUCGCUCUUGAGAGAGAAGAAAGAUAUAACUGGGGACACCUCAAGAAAAACGCUCGAGUCAAAAAGAAGCUUAUGCGCAGAAAGAUUCGGGUGCUUGAGAUGUCGUCACAAGCGCCUGCUCCCUCAGUCGAGAUACUAGAACGCAGGUUUAGGGCACACAGAGAGUCCGCCAAACAACGGGCCCAACUGAGGCCCUCCUGCAAACCUCAAAGCAGCACAUAUACGAAGCUCACGGAGAAACAUCUUGGUGCACCCAGACCAGCAGUAGGUGCCGAAACGGCGAAUCAAAGAGAGCCCGCGCUAAAUAACGAACAUCGACAAUCUUCUCCGCAAACCCAAAUCCCCCUGAUCAGUAAAUAUUUCCCUGAUCCUGCUGAGAACAGUCGAUCUUUUCCUUUCAAAAGCUGCUCAGGGAGACCACCUGGCCCGGUAUCAAUUUCUCCUCCAGAAAACAAAGGAAACCCUGGGCCCAACAGCGGAAGUUCAAACCCAACUACAUUUGGCCCGGCGAUUCAAAGCGAUACUCUUAUUGAGCUUUCCCAGCCCGAAAUCCAAUUUCCUGCUAGCGCGGAUGUUCCAUUACGGCACUCGAAAGUUAAAACUUCUCCUGUGACUAACGAUUCUGAAGCAGGCCGUCAAAAUCGGGGCGCGCCCGAGGAAGAUAAGUAUAAGGACGCACAAGGAGAGGAAGAAUUUGUAGCAGGAGUCCCAACUAGCAACCAAAUUUCCAUCCAAACCCGAAGCGGGUUGUCCCCCCUUCGUGAUGCGAUUCCUUUCGAUAUUCCCUCCAAAAAAUUACCAAGUUCCAGUCGUUUGCUAGUUGAAGAUUCGAACCGGAAAAAUCCAGAACCGGAAUCAAUCACGCAGGGCCCAGCUGGAAUCCACUUAAAAGGAGGGACGGAAAACAACUUCAAUCGUAUCAAUCCUCUACCGCCGGCUGGAUCUUUAAAAUCAGGACGGAAACUCGUGACAUUCGAUCCUGAUGCUAAAGAUUCGAGAACAGACCCAGUGAACUCUCUUAAAUCCAAGUUUCAACCAAUCUUAUCAGAUGGAUUCGUGUCUUGGGAUUCUGAAGAAUAUAACAAUCCACCGAAAACUUCGAAUAAAUGCCAGAUCCGCCCAGUGAAUAAAUUGCUUAGGGGAAACAAGAUGGGAUCCAAUGAGGCCGGAGAGAAUUCAAAUAGCGAUUGCACCGACGAUUCCUGGCCUGGAUUUCCAUGGGUCAAUGAAAGUCCUCAGGAUCCUGGUCCUUCGAAUAAGGCUUCAGGGAGUUCUUUGGGAGACAUGGAUAUUCUUCAUGGAAAUGUAAAGAUCGGUCAGUGA